AGAGUACAUUCUAUCCCAGGACGCACCAAAUUGCAAUGGCGGCGAAUUCAAGUCACCACGAAUCUUUUUCCGAAUUACAUGAACUUUCUCGCGCCGUCUCUAAAACAAUACACGAAUUUUCAUUUGAUGACGGCCAUAUUAACGGAUUUGACAAAGGCUUUAAUGUGUCCUCCAAUUACAAGGCGGAGAAGUCUAAUUUGGAAAAACAGCUCCAGGACAUUGAGAAGGAAGUCACCAGCUUGGAGCAUGAGUUGGAAUGUCAACGAGCCACUGGGACACUUGAUACUGAAGAUGUGAAUAAGUUGAGGAGUUUAUUAGGGAAAGAUCCUGAAGAUGAGGAUUAUUAUGGCCCACACAAGGAGGAAAUUGGAGGAAUAACAAAAAAGCUUGAUUUGCUAGCCAAGGUCACUGGAAUCAGCUUCACGGGGUGCAGAUGUUCACUUACGAAAUUUGAAUCACGCAACACCGAGCGGAAAUAUAUCAUCGACGGUAAUACGUAUGGUCUCAACUUCCAGCUAGAAUUCAAUGUGAUUGAGAGACAGGUAGCAGAAACUCUGACGAAUGCCUACAUCACUGCCCUGACGAUUGCGGUCGAUGAAGUUGUCAUCGAUGAAUUGGAGUCGCUUAUAUGCAGAUGUGAAGACAAUAAUGCUGUCAAUCAGUUCCUGCGGACGUUUUCAAAUUUUGCAAACUGGUUCAGCCAGCGGCAGAAAGCAUUUCUGCACUUCAAGGACAAAUACCCUGAUAGGGUUGAUCUGACACAAGGCCAGUACGGGUCGGUGAUGCAGUUUUCAGAUCCAGAGAAUCGAGGCGUGAUAUGGACCGUUUCGUGGAAUAUGCUGAUUACAGUGACUGGCGAUGUUACCCCAGACAUAGAGCUGUUUGUAAAGGCCCCUGCACAAAUGAUCGACAUGGAUGAUGAUGCUGUCCUCAGACAGACACCAGAGAAAUUCUGCUCCCUGCUUCAACAUUUCGGGAUCGAACAAGCCAUUGACACGAUCAUUCGAAUCACAUCAUCGUAGCCCUGUUGGAAGGGGUUUCAAAAGUUAAACGCUCUUAUAGACGAUAUUCAGAGAACUUUGUUAUGGAAGUUUAGAGAACUUUGCAGACAUUCAUGCUUUAUAUUGAGAAGGAAUUUGUCAAAUUUCUUUGAUUUGUUCACCAAAAAUGGACUGAGAUUUUAUCUAAGUUAUGAACUAUUGUGACCUUAUUUUUAAAUUUCGGUCGACAUUUUGCAAGGUUUUGAUUGAUAUGAUAUUUAGUGAAUCUUGCGACAAAAUAAGGUUGAGUAGGUGAGGACUUUAUCUUGAUAAUGUCAAGAUGGGGGGGGGGGGUCAAUCAAUUUCGAUUUUGCUCGACAGUAUAGAUACAGACCUAACUUUUAGCUAUUAGACCUGUGUUCUAUUCGUGUGUCAGAUGUGCAAAUACAGCACAUCUGAUUGGUUGUUAAAUGGAUUUUGAUAGCCCUGAUUGGGUACCAGUUCUCUAGUUGGCCAAUCAAAAAUGUGUUUGAAACAAAUCCUGAUUGAUAUGAGGAAAGUUUAAGAAAAUUCUGGGAAUUAAUAUAAUUUUAAAACCUGCUGGGUGAAAAUCAGUUAGAGAAAAGAGAGUUAAAACAAAAAGAAAUUAAAUUUUUUAGUGUUAAUGAGGAAUGUAUUGAUUUACAGUUGAAAUUUACCGAGAGCUCCAAUUUUGAAGUUUGAAAUAAAUGUCAAUAGGACUGAUAUUUAA
This is a messenger RNA of Lineus longissimus, 1731 nucleotides long. Its product is annotated as centromere protein P-like. The transcript has 9 exons. Gene Ontology annotation, cellular component: nucleus; chromosome, centromeric region. Gene Ontology annotation, biological process: CENP-A containing chromatin assembly. Bases 36 to 1022 code for a protein of 328 amino acids. The record is from RefSeq and is a predicted model, not a curated record. NCBI's taxonomy places the organism in Eukaryota, Metazoa, Nemertea, Pilidiophora, Heteronemertea, Lineidae.